AUGCACGACUCCUUCGAUGCUAAACUGCAUUUUGUCGUCUUGGAGGCCAUCAGCUUGGUGUGUGAGGCCGUUCCCGGGACCAAAGGAGCCCUGCGCAAAAGAAAGCCGCCGUCCAAAGCGCUGUCCAGCAUCUUGGGGAAAAGCAACCUACAGUUUGCUGGAAUGUCCAUCAACCUGAACAUUUCCACCAGCAGCCUGAACCUGAUGACCCCCGACUGCAAACAGAUCAUCGCCAAUCACCACAUGCAGUCCAUCAGUUUUGCUUCUGGUGGAGACCCGGAAACCACAGAUUUUGUGGCUUACGUGGCGAAGGAUCCAGUGAAUCGCAGAGCGUGUCACAUCCUGGAGUGUGCGGAUGCUCUGGCUCAGGACGUCAUCAGUUCCAUCGGUCAAGCCUUCGACCUGAGGUUCCAGCUCUAUCUGCAGUGUCCUCCAAACAAGAUGUCCUCCACCACAGACAGGACACUAAACAUGGAGGAGCUGCCGUGGACUGAGGAAGAGGAGGAGUCUGCAGACCAUCCCUACUACAACAGCAUCCCCGGGAAGAUGCCGCCCCCUGGAGGCUUCAUCGACGCCCGGCUGACCAAUCAGAGCUCAGCAAACGACAGCCCACAGGGUCUGGGCUUAGUGGAUCAGACGUACUAUCAAGGACGACAUUCUGCGGAAAACUGGGGAGAAGAAAAAAGGCCCAUCGUCAUACAGCAAGGAUCCUUCGACAUCAGCAGUUUUCCCGACAGUAAAGCUCAGUCCAUGAACACGGGAGAGAUGCCGACGUACGUGAACACGCAGCAGAUCGACGCCCACGUCCUGGCAGCGCUGCACGCCGAGGCCGAGAGCACCACCACCAAGGGAGAGAGACCCACCGCAGAGAGAGAGAGACCCCCCAAAGACCUGUUCGACAUGAAGCCGUUCGAAGACGCCAUCCACUCCCGGUCCCGCUCACCGUCGCAGGGUCCCCCUCAGUCCCAGGUCUCGAGUCUCUACAAGGCGGCCUCGGUGGACAGUUCUAGCCCCCUCCUGGUGCGGGCGGUGGGGUUCCGGGCGCAGGAGGAGCUGGAGGAGAAGCCCUGGUACCACGGCAGGAUGAGCCGCAGAGACGCAGAGAAACUCCUGAACCACGACGGAGACUUUCUCGUUCGCAAAAGCACCACGAGCCCCGGGUCCUACGUCCUGACGGGAAUGCACAACGGACUGGCCAAGCACCUGCUGCUGGUGGACCCCGAGGGCACGGUGCGGACAAAGGACCGUGUGUUCGACAGCAUCAGUCACCUUAUAGGACAUCACCGUGACAACAACCUGCCCAUCGUCUCCGCGGGGAGUGAACUGUGCCUCCUGCAGCCGGUGGAGAGAAAACAGUGA
Messenger RNA from Knipowitschia caucasica, 1359 nucleotides. The record is from the annotation of a GenBank genome assembly. Lineage: Eukaryota; Metazoa; Chordata; Actinopteri; Gobiiformes; Gobiidae.